UUUAAUCCCCACCAAUAAUAGCACCGACGAAUCGUGUCCUAUUCCUCCCCCAAAUAUCGGGCCAUCUCCUCCUCCUUCCCCCUGCCUCCUCCGGCGGCUAUAAAGUCCCAGUCCCGAUCAACCGAGAUGUGGAAAUACCGAGUCCUCGGGUCAGCGGCUGCCCUGCUCCUGCUGUCCCUCGCCGUAUCGUACACUCAGACCGAGAAGCAGAGCGCGGGAGUCAUGGCGGAAGAUGCAGGGCCGUUGGCGGGCGGCAUCCACGACUCGCCGGUCGGGCGCGAGAACGACCUCGGUGUCCUCGAUCUCGCCCGCUUCGCCGUCUCCGAGCACAACAAGCAGGCUAAUGGUCUGCUGGAGUUCGAUAAGGUUGUCAAGGUCAGGGAGCAAACUGUUGCUGGCACCAUGUACUACUUCACGAUUCAGGUCAAUGAAGGCGGAGCCAAGAAGCUCUACGAAGCUAAAGUCUGGGAGAAGGUAUGGGAGAACUUCAAGAAGCUCGAGGAGUUCAAGCCUGCCGAGAGCGGUGCAAGCACCUAAGGCGCGUCUCAACUGUGCAAGGAUCUGCAGAUAUGGUGCGGAUCGGUCGGACGACAUGCUAUAUAUAGCAUGUUCCGUUGUGUAAUAUGAAGAAUAAGUCUGCUUCUUGCAAGGUGUAUUAACUACAACUCUUGAUAAAAUUCUCCGUACUAUAGUAUUCUGUGAGGCAUUGUGGUCGACUUGUUUGAACUUUGGGGAAAAACUUGGAACCAUAUGUUUACAUAAACCAGCCACUAUUUAUCUUAACAAUAGAGUUUCAGAAACUUUGCCUUGAAAGCAUAUUCAGCGCAGAUCUUUUAUCUAUUGUGAGAGCCGAACUGUGUGAUGUUGGUAAUGAGCAGAUAUAAGUGGAAAAAUUCUUUGCAUCGUUGCAUGUAAAGAUUCAGAGUCAUCGGCUCAGUAAAUUAAGGAGAGUCUUUCUGUCA
Brachypodium distachyon (stiff brome) is the source of this 962-nucleotide messenger RNA. Its product is annotated as cysteine proteinase inhibitor. The transcript is spliced from 3 exons. The record is from RefSeq and is a predicted model, not a curated record. The coding region runs from base 127 to 537 and encodes 136 amino acids. Gene Ontology annotation, molecular function: cysteine-type endopeptidase inhibitor activity. Lineage: Eukaryota; Viridiplantae; Streptophyta; Magnoliopsida; Poales; Poaceae.